Molecule: messenger RNA, 708 nt
Organism: Schizosaccharomyces osmophilus
Lineage: Eukaryota; Fungi; Ascomycota; Schizosaccharomycetes; Schizosaccharomycetales; Schizosaccharomycetaceae
Gene: pcl1
Product: vacuolar ferrous iron/manganese transmembrane transporter Pcl1
Exons: 1
Coding region: 1-708 (235 amino acids)
Biological process (GO): intracellular manganese ion homeostasis
Cellular component (GO): membrane
Molecular function (GO): iron ion transmembrane transporter activity; manganese ion transmembrane transporter activity
Source: RefSeq, a predicted model, not a curated record
AUGUUUGCUUGGCUGCAACCGAGACCAAAGGAGAAGCAUGCGAUGGGCAAUGUCAGCUGGUUACGGGCCGCUGUCCUGGGCGCCAAUGACGGUAUACUGUCUGUCUCUGGUUUAUUGAUUGGAGUUUCGUCUGCUGAAGUCUCUCAACGAAAUAUCGCUUUAACAGGAGUUUCUGGUUUAAUUGCUGGUGCUUUGUCAAUGGCUGCCGGUGAAUAUGUUUCUGUCAGUUCGCAGGCAGACUUGGAAACCGCGGAUUUAGAUUUAGAAAGACAAGAGAUGGAACAACACUGGGAUGAAGAGGUGAUUGAGUUAACCAAUGUCUAUAUUAAGAGAGGGUUGGACCGAGAAUUAGCUCGCACAGUAGCUACCAAACUUAUGGAACAUGAUGCUUUAGAGGCACAUGCUCGUGACGAGUUGGGCAUCAACAUGUAUUCCAUAGCAAAGCCGCUACAAGCAUCCCUUUCAUCUGCUGGGGCAUUUUCAACUGGUGCGAUUUUACCUUUGAUUACAGCACUCCUGAGUCCUAUAGAACAUGUCACCUUUAUUUUGACUUUUUCGACUCUUUUUUUCCUCGCUUUCCUGGGUAUCGUAGGCGCUCAGAUUGGAGGUGCCAACAGAAUGCGAGCUAUAUUCAGAGUCACCGUUUUGGGUGUUAUAGCUAUGGCCGUCACUUCCUUAGUAGGAAAGUUUUUUGAAACUCCAACGUAA